UGUUGUAAUACUAGAAAUUGCUUUUGGCAGACAGUAGAACAGCAUCCUCAGACCUUCCUUGCCUUGGAGUAUUAAAAAAAUUUAACACUGAGACAGGAGUGCAAGGAAGCAGUGCACUUUAUUAGAGAAGUGUGGACACAGACACCUUGAUAGAACAAGGUGGGCUGCUCAGGAGAGACCACUGCGAAGAUGAGGGUGGCUCCUAUUAGGAAGAGCAAAAAUGUUUAUUCAUAUGUUUCAAGGUCAUCUAGCAUAAAUAAGAGGGUUUCAGUUAGCACAUUGCAAUUGGAUUACAUGAAUAUAUGUAUGUUGCAAUGGCAUCUUAUGUAUCAUUAGCAUAUAAAUAACCCACAGAGGGAAAUCUAUUACAAUGAGGAAAAAGCAACCAUUGGACACCAAAUUUUCCUUAAUCGCAUGUGUCACAAGUUGUGUCCUGGUCCAGUGAUUGCCUCUGCAAGGGAUCUCUACACCGACUAUGUGGUGGCUAUAAAACCUGUUGAAACAAUAGGUUGACAUGAAAAAGGACGUAUUGGGAGCCUUAUGGAGCCAGUGGUCUGAGUCACAAGGCACUUUGUCAGGACUUAGGUCUAUGGGGUGGGACUGGUCUCUACAUUUUUUCUCUACCUAUCUCAAAAUCUCAACUCUCCACUAGACCCUUCCAUACCUGGGGCUAUUUUUCUGGAGUUACAGGAAAGGGGAGUCCUCUCAUCUACUAGUUACCACAAAGUGGAGGCAGCACCACUUCUCAGCCCCGCCUUGUCCUUACCCCCAGGUGGCCCCAAAUCCCCUCUGAAAAGGUGCAGGUUCAGGUAUCAUGAUGGCAACAUAUAAGACAGGGUGAGGUGGAGAGGGUAUGGAAGGCUUAGAUCAAGUGUCCUGAAUGAAACAGGACCAGAUUGUCCCCAACACAAAGCAGCUAGCUAGUGGCUACCAUAGACCCAUUUGGGAUUGGACCAGCCACUCGCAGGAACUCAGACUGUCCCCGGCCUUUGGAUUAUUGGAUUAGUCAUGGCAAUGAAGAGAAGAAGACAUAGAACACGGGACUGGGCCUGGCAGGGAGUCUGGAGUUUCCGGUUUCUAAAUUCAGGAAGGCGUGAGCGAGGGGAGGGGCCUCCGUGGAGGGGGAAGGUGGGAAACGGGGGCAGGGCUGCAGUCAGCUAUGCAAGGCAAUGCAGGCAGAGGCCACACAGAACAGGAGGAUCCCAACAGCCUCCUGAAACAGGAGGGUGGACACAUCAGCUUUCACCACCUAAGAAGACACCAUCCUGCUCCAAAGAUUGUAAUUCCCAUUUGUCAUUCUGAGGCCUCUGCUUAUCCUGUAGCCCAAGGAUGGAGCCACUACUAGGAGUAAAAAUUGGCUGUCUGUUUGCCCUGCUGGCUCUUACUCUGGUCUGUGGCCUUAUUCCCAUCCGCUUCAGAUGGUUCCAGAUUAAUGCAGCCACAUCAGGUCGUCAUCGCUUGGUCCUCAGCCUCCUAGGCUGCAUUUCUGCCGGGGUUUUCCUGGGGGCAGGGUUCAUGCACAUGACCGCUGAAGCCCUGGAGAGCAUUGAAAACGAGAUUCAGAAGUUCAUGAUUCAGAACAGGACAGAAAGUGAGGGAAAAGCUUCUGAUGGUACUGACUCAGCUCGUGUGGAAUAUCCCUAUGGAGAGCUCAUCAUCUCCCUGGGCUUCUUUUUCAUCUUCCUUUUGGAGUCAUUGGCCCUACAGUGCUGGCCUGGGGCUGCUGGAGCAUCCACAGCAUCGCAGGAGGAACUGGGUGGGUCUCAAGGCUUGGGACUCCACAGCCAUGGACCUCUACCCUCAUCGUCACGGGGUCCCCUUCGUGCCCUCAUCCUCUUGCUUUCACUCUCCUUUCACUCAGUGUUUGAAGGUCUAGCUGUGGGGCUGCAAACAACAGUGACAGCUACUGUGCAGCUCUGUCUUGCUGUCCUGGCUCACAAGGGCGUUGUUGUGUUCAGUGUAGGACUAAGGCUGAUGCAGGUAGGCACUAGAUCACAAUGGGCCGUGUUCUCCAUACUGUUAUUAGCUCUCAUGUCCCCUGUGGGCCUAGCCCUAGGGCUGGCAGUGGCUGGAGGAGGCUCAGAAGGGGGACAAGGUUUAACCCAGGCUGUAUUAGAAGGUGCAGCAGCUGGCACCUUCCUGUAUGUCACCUUCCUAGAAAUUCUGCCCCGGGAACUAGCUGCUCCUGAGGCCCCUCUGGCCAAGUGGGGCUGUGUAGCCAGUGGUUUUGCCUUCAUGGCCUUCAUUGCCUUGUGGGCCUGAGAGAUUCCUGACUUUUCUGAUGGAUCUAUCUAAGAGGACUUCCCUCCCCUCAGGAGAUACCUCCCAAAUGCCUUUGACCCUCAGGCCUUUCUUCACUGAGACUAAGGGACAGACCCUAGGCAUUAUCCCUAUGAACUGGACUCCAGCUCUUCCCACUGUGAGAUCCCAUUUCCAUCUGUGGCAGUGGAAAGAAUGUUUAGGUUGAGUGCUUAGAAACUGAUAAUUGAUAUAAAGACUAUCAUUCCAGAUUUGACUCUAUUACUGUUAAUGCUACUGUGGAUAAUAAAAUAUCCAUUUUGCCCUU
Molecule: messenger RNA, 2566 nt
Organism: Manis pentadactyla (Chinese pangolin)
Lineage: Eukaryota; Metazoa; Chordata; Mammalia; Pholidota; Manidae
Gene: SLC39A2
Product: solute carrier family 39 member 2
Exons: 4
Coding region: 1330-2262 (310 amino acids)
Biological process (GO): zinc ion transmembrane transport
Cellular component (GO): plasma membrane
Molecular function (GO): zinc ion transmembrane transporter activity
Source: RefSeq, a predicted model, not a curated record